This is a messenger RNA of Clonostachys rhizophaga, 2580 nucleotides long. NCBI's taxonomy places the organism in Eukaryota, Fungi, Ascomycota, Sordariomycetes, Hypocreales, Bionectriaceae. The record is from the annotation of a GenBank genome assembly.
AUGGAGGUGACUCUUCCCCUGCCAUUCCUCGUCAGUGUCGCUGCCCCCACGGGACUGGCAGAGCUUGAGGGGCUCAAUCACGAGGAGGUGUCUAUUCUCGGCACGCCCUUCUUCGAGGCCCAGCCUCAGAUAGCGGAAAAGCUCUCUCAAUUCCUCGGACGCCACAAUCAUGAGUUCUAUGCUCAUAUGGAUGUGACGAGCCUUGACUCCCCAGAUGAAAUUGUUGCCCUCCUAGAUCGAGGAACACGCAGGGUCUUUGUUACACCAGAAACUUUAUCAGAAUAUACCGAAUAUGGCGCCCGAGUUCUUCCGGCGACUUCGUCUCUUGAUCUUUCAGCCGCCUCUGAGCAUGGUCUACUUAUCAAGGAGUUCGAUCCUUCCUCGGCCGAGGCCGAGAAUUUCAUUGCUGAGGCUAAAUCAAAGAAAAUCAACAACCUCUAUCUCAAGCCUGUCUCGAAUGCUUCCAUUGAAAAGUUCAUCGGGGUAGCAAAGAGCUGUGGCGCCAUCCCGGUGCUACCCUCGACUGGUCUUACCACCGAUGAGCAAGACAAGGAUCGCGUCCAACUUUCAACAGUCUUCGCUUCCUACUGGACAUCUGACCGCGCAGAUGGUUUGAUUGCCACGGUUGUCACUGAUGAGGCAGGUGUUGCACUAGGUUUGGCCUAUUCCAGCAGCGAGAGCGUUCUGGAAGCUAUUCGAAGGCAGGCUGGUGUGUACCAGAGUCGAAAGCGAGGCCUAUGGGUCAAGGGUCUUAGCUCUGGCGAUACCCAGGAACUGGUUCGCGUUGCUCUUGACUGUGAUAAUGAUACUUUGAAAUUUACGGUUAGGCAAAAGGGACGCUUCUGCCACCUACCACAAUUCAGCUGCUUUGGAGAUCUGGGUGGGAUUGUUGCGCUUGAGCAGACUCUCAAGUCUCGCAAAGAAUCUGCUCCAGCAGGUUCAUACACUGCGCGACUCUUCUCUGAUGAAAAGCUGCUGAGAGCCAAGAUCAUGGAGGAGGCAGAAGAGCUCUGUGAUGCUAAGACUCCUGAGGAGGUAGCAUUUGAGGCUGCGGAUCUCAUUUACUUCGCUCUGACCAAGGCUGUCGGAUCGGGCGUUAGCCUGGCCGACAUUGAGGCAAACCUAACUGCCAAGAGUUUGAAGGUGAAGAGGAGGACUGGCAACGCCAAGGGCAAGUGGGCUGAGAAGGAGGGUAUCAAGACAGAUGCACCUGCACCCGCAAAGCCUGCACCUGUCGUCGAUACCACCAACGAGAAGAUUGUAAUGCAGAAGAUUGACUCCUCGCAAUCAAGCGAAGCAGAACUUCUUGAGAAACUCAAGAGACCAUCCCAAAAAUCACCAGAUGCUAUCUUAAAGAUUAUCCACCCUAUCAUCGAGGAGGUUAAGAAGGGUGGUGACAAGGCAGUGCUCUCCUAUACCCACAAGUUCGAAAAGGCAACGUCUCUGACUUCGCCUGUUCUGAAAGCCCCCUUCCCCAAGGAGCUCAUGGACCUUUCGCCAGAGACUAUCAAGGCUAUCGACACCUCCUAUGAGAAUAUCAAGAAAUUUCACUCCGCCCAGGCCGAAGAGAAGCCUCUCAGAGUCGAGACCAUGCCAGGUGUGGUGUGCAGCCGAUUCUCUCGUCCUAUCGAGAGAGUUGGUCUUUAUAUCCCUGGAGGUACUGCAGUCCUUCCUAGUACUGCUCUGAUGCUUGGUGUCCCCGCUAUGGUUGCCGGUUGCAAGAAGAUCGUCUUCGCUUCUCCUCCUAGGUCAGACGGUAGGGUCACCCCUGAGAUUGUCUAUGUCGCCCACAAGGUCGGCGCUGAAAGCAUCGUUCUCGCUGGCGGUGCUCAAGCUGUUGCUGCCAUGGCGUAUGGCACUGAGAGCAUCACCAAGGUCGACAAGAUUCUCGGCCCCGGCAAUCAGUUCGUUACAGCCGCCAAGAUGCACGUUAGCAACGACACCAACGCUGGAGUCGGUAUUGACAUGCCUGCUGGUCCCUCUGAGGUUCUUGUAGUCGCUGAUAAGGACGCCAACCCUGCAUUUGUCGCUUCUGAUCUCCUGUCUCAAGCGGAGCACGGUGUGGACAGCCAGGUCAUCCUGCUUGCCAUUGACCUCAACGAGCAGCAGCUUCAAGCCAUCGACGACGAGGUUCACAAUCAGGCUCUUGCUCUCCCACGUGUUGAUAUUGUCCGCGGCUCCAUCAAACACUCUGUCACAGUUCUCGUGAAGACUCUUGACGAGGCCAUGCGGAUCAGCAACGAGUACGCGCCAGAGCACCUUAUCCUUCAAAUCAAGGAUGCCGAGAAGGUGGUUGACAAGGUGAUGAACGCCGGUAGCGUUUUCAUCGGCGAGUGGACCCCUGAGAGUGUUGGUGAUUAUUCGGCCGGAGUCAAUCACUCCUUGCCUACGUACGGUUUCGCUAAGCAGUACUCUGGAGUCAACCUGGGAUCUUUCAUGAAGCACAUUACCAGCUCCAACCUUUCAGCAGAGGGUCUCCGCAACGUCGGUUCAGCCGUCAUGCAACUUGCCAAGGUGGAGGAGCUCGAGGCUCACAGACGAGCUGUCGAGAUCCGCAUCAAGCACAUGGACAAGAAUUAG